Balearica regulorum gibbericeps (East African grey crowned-crane) is the source of this 1152-nucleotide messenger RNA. Lineage: Eukaryota; Metazoa; Chordata; Aves; Gruiformes; Gruidae. The record is from RefSeq and is a predicted model, not a curated record.
AUGAACUUCUCUCUGAUCCUCUUCAUGGAGCAGAACAUGUUCUCAGGCCACGAUAGGGUUUCUGGCCAGGUUAACUCACGUGUAUUGCCUCCUGCUCCUGCAUUCAGCUUCUCCCUCUCCUUCAUCCCCCUUCGACCUGAUCUCAACAUCUUGCCAAUCGUACCGUGUCUGCUCCGGAGUUGGGGGCACGAGGAGUUUCAGCUCUUGCUCUGUGGUGAUCCCAAGAAGCAUGAAGAGACACAGUGUCAGCACAUCUCGUGCCGGGGAGGUGGUGGUGUGGGGUACCCUGUGCUGGGACACUUCAGCAGCAGAAACGUUGGUGGCAACGCAGGCUGGAAGCCCAAACUAGUGAUCAGAGGCUGUCACCUCCUGCGAUAUGGCCAUAGCCCCUCAAGCACAGGGUUGGGCUACGGAGGUUCUGGCUUUGGCUGCAGGAUCGGUGGAGCUUCGGGGGUCUGCACACCCAUUGCCAAGGUCGCAGUCAAUGAGCGUCUGCUCCGGCUGCUCAAGCUGGAGAUGGACCCAAACCUUCAGUCUAUGAAGCACCAGGAAAAGGAGCAGAGCAAGACCCUCAACAACAAAUUUGCAUUUUUUAUUGACAAGGCGACAGACGCCUGGCUCAACGGGCACUGCAGGCGCAGAGCCAUAACAAUCUGCCCAUGGUCCAUUUCGGACACCUCUGUUACUCUGCAAAUGGACAACAGCUGAAGCCUGAAUAUGGAUGACAUCAGUGAUGAUGUCAAAGCUCAAUAAGAUGACAUUGCCAAAAGAAGCCGGGCUGAUACAGAGUCCUGGUACUACAGCAAGGAACUGAAAGAAACCACAGGCAAACACGACAACAGCUUGCGUAACACAAAGAAUGAAAUUGUGGAGUUGAAUCGAGUGAUUCAGAGACUGACUGGAGAACGUGAAAACACCAAAGCCCAGAGACGCAAACUGGAAGGAGCCAUUGCUGAAGCUGAGGAGCACUGGGAAGUGGUUGUUGAGGAUGCAAAGUGCAAACUCUCCGAGCUAGAGGUAUCCCUGCAGAAAGCAAAGCGGGACAUGGCCCGUGAGUACCAGGAGCUCAUGAACGUCAAGCUGGCCCUGGACAUUGAGAUCACGACCUACAGGAAGCUGCUGGAGGGAGAAGAGAGCAGUAAAUCCCACUGA